Molecule: messenger RNA, 2379 nt
Organism: Dovyalis caffra
Lineage: Eukaryota; Viridiplantae; Streptophyta; Magnoliopsida; Malpighiales; Salicaceae
Source: the annotation of a GenBank genome assembly
AUGUGGACUGAGCUAGGCUCCGCCAUAACUGGCCUAUCGGUUGCUUGGUUCAUGUUUGAUAAAUACUUCCCUUAUCAACUUCGUGGCUAUCUUCAAAGAUAUUUUCAUAGUACCAACCCUACCAAGAAUGCUAAAAGACUCAAGGCUGAAGUUAUCAAAGACAGCCAAUCUAUAGUCCUCAGCAUGGAUGAUUGUGAGGAAGUUACCGAUGUUUUCGACGGGGUUAAGUGGGAAAUCGUCAAGUCUUAUAUAGAACAUGUCCUAAAACAAGGAAAGGAAGUUGCAGUGAAGAACAGACAGAGAAUGCUGUGCACCAACAAUCCUAGCAAGAAUUGGUACUGGCGGAACCCUACCAAGUGGGGUAGUAUGGUGUCUGAGCAUCCUGCUGCUUUCGAUACAUUGGCAAUAGGAACAAAGAUGAAAGAAGGGAUCAAGAAGGAGCUUGUCAAGAACCAUAACUUCUCGAAAGACCAUAUUUUAAAUCUAGUGAGGAAACGCCCGGCAGUACUUUUGUCUAAACCUCUCAAAACACUUUUGCCCAAGCUUGAAUUUUUCCAAUCUAAAGGUUUUCCAAACCCCGAUGUCGUCAAAAUCAUAUCAUCCUACCCAUACAUUUUGGGAAGUAGCUUAGAAAACCAGUUAGUCCCUGCUUUUGAUUUCUUUGAAAACUUUCUCCAAUCUGAUGCCUUGGCCAUCAGAGCGAUCAAACGUUCCCCUUCUAUUCUAGAGGUUAAUGUCGAAAGCUUGGCACGAAUUGUUGAUGUUUUACGAGACAAUGGAGUCCCUAAAAAGAAUAUUGCUCUGCUAUUUGGUUACCGGCCUUCUAUUGUGAUUUCAAAUCUGGAGAGUUUUAAAAAGCUUAUACAGCAAGUGACUCUAAUGGGAUUUAAUCCUUCCAAGAGUCAAUUUGUUUUAGCAAUUGUGUUGCUGAGGUCCAUGACCACAUCCACUUGGGAAAAAAAGCUUGAUGUGUAUAGGAGAUGGGGUUUGUCGCGAGAAGAAAUUCUUGCAGCAUUUGUAAAGAAUCCGUGGUUUAUGGGCUUAUCUGAAAAAAAGAUCACGGGAGUGAUGGAUCUUUUUGUCAAAAAUUUGGGUUGGGAGUCUUCGUAUAUUGCCAAAAAUCCAAGUAUUUCAUCAUAUAGCUUGGAGAAAAGGCUGAUCCCAAGGGCUUUGGUAUUGCAAUUUUUAGUUUCUAAAGGUUUGGUUGAGAAGAGUUUCAGAAGUGCUGCAUUCUUCAGUAGACCAGAAAAUAUUUUCCGGCGGAUGUUGAUAGAUAAUAAUGCUGAAUCUACCCAGAUAUUGAAAUUUUACAAAGAAAAACUGAAUCCUUCAUCGGUGAAGGUGGAAGUUUCAACAAGCACCAAUUCCAAGAUCGUGCUAUUAGCGGCAGUCAUUGGUGUAAUGGUAAUAUCAGUUGUGGUUGCGAAAGGUGGUGGAGAUGGUGGUGGUGAUAAACCUGAUUCUGUUCUUGAAGUUUUCAAGAACCAUAGCUUCUCAAAAGACCAUAUUUUGAACCUAGUGAGGAGACGCCCUGAAGUGCUUUUGUCCAAACCUCUCACAACACUUCUGCCCAAGCUUGAAUUUUUCCAAUCCAAAGGUUUUUCAACCCCCGAUGUCGUCAAAAUCAUAUCAACCUACCCGUGGAUUUUGAGGUGUAGCUUAGAAAACCAGUUAGUCCCUGCUUUUGAUUUCUUUGAAAAGUUUUUCCAAUCUGAUGCCAUGGUCAUCAAAUCAAUCAAACUUGCUCCUGUUAUUCUGAAUGUUAAUGUUGAAAGCUUGGCACGUAUUGUUGAUGUUUUACGAGACAAUGGAGUCCCUAGAAAGAAUAUUGCUCUACUGUUUCGUUACCGGUUUUCAAAUCUGGAGACUUUUAAAAAGCUUAUACAGGAAGUGACUCUAAUGGGAUUUCAUCCUUCCAAGAGUCAAUUUGUUGUAGCCAUUAUGUGUUUGAGGUCCAUGAGCACAUCCACAUGGGAUAAAAAGAUUGACGUGCUUAAGAGAUGGGGUUUGUCUCAAGAUGAAAUUCUUGCAGCAUUUGUAAGGUAUCCAUGCUUUAUGAGCUUAUCUAAAGCGAAGAUCAUGGGCGUGAUGGAUCUUUUUGUCAACAAAUUGGGUUGGGAUUCUUCCUAUCUUGCCAAAAAUCCAAGUAUUUCGUCAUAUAGCUUGGAGAAAAGGCUGAUCCCAAGGGCAUUGGUAUUGCAAUUUUUAGUUUCUAAAGGCUUGGUUGAGAAGAGUUUCAGAAGUGUUACAUUCUUUGUUAGACCAGAAAAUAAGUUCCAGCAGAUGUUCAUAUAUUGCUAUGCUGAAUCUACGCAGAUAUUGACAUUUUACGAGGAAAAGCUGAAUCAUUCAUCGGUUGUAAAGACUUCUACAUUUUAA